Messenger RNA from Caenorhabditis remanei, 210 nucleotides. RefSeq lists its product as uncharacterized. Lineage: Eukaryota; Metazoa; Nematoda; Chromadorea; Rhabditida; Rhabditidae. The transcript has a single exon. Bases 1 to 210 code for a protein of 69 amino acids. The record is from RefSeq and is a predicted model, not a curated record.
AUGGACUCCGCGCAUCUGGAUAUAUGCCACCUGGAAAUUCGUUCUAAAAAGGAAAAAUUUGGUUCUCUAAUACUCUCGCAGUUGAUGGAUAGAGAGGAUACAGAUGCUCCAGAACGGUGGAAUCUUCGCCGUUAUCCAAUUUCAGAUUCACAGGAAUUCUUUGAAAUGAAAUUUGAAGAAAACAGAAUUCGUAUUGAAAGGAAGAAAUAA